UUUCCAGCUCAUUAACAAUUUCACAUCCAAAAUCUAAAAUUCCAAAACUUAAUAGAAUAACGCAAAGCAUUUAGUUCUGCUUUCGAUUCUUCCAUCGGUGGUGAGCCGUUUUUGAAUUUCCGGUUGGAUUUAAUAUUGAAAUAUAGUUUUUUCUAUUUUUAGUUUCCCAUAAUUUUCCUGUCACAUUAAUUGCACUAACAUUACAAACCUAUUGCACUAUUUAAGGAUAUAUGUACGUACAAACAUACAAAUGAAUUGUAAAAUUUCACUGAAAAUCCAUCGGCUGUUGCAGAUGACUGAACAGGGUAGGCACAUACGCGACCAUUGCGGAAUUGCCAACAAAGCGAUUGAUUUGCAUAGCCGGCUGUACUGUCCGCCACAAAAUCACAAAUGGGGGAGCGAAAAUGCGCCGCUAUACCCAUCAGAAAUUCGUUCAUCACAAACCCAAAAAGCAUCAGAUCAAAUGCAUCCUCGCGAUUUUCGCUUAAGAAUUGACGCAUACAUGGCAGCCACAACGUCUCAUUGGCCAUUUGCAUAUAUGUAUGUAGUGUCGCGUUGUGGUUAGCAUGCUUCGUAUGAAGGACUGUCUAUGUUGAUUGACUACGUCGCGCAGCGCUUUGUCAUCUAAUUGUCCGCCGUCUGGCAGUUGCAGGCGUAUAUAUUUGUACAUAUGUGGCAUUUGGAUAGAAAUUCUCCUUAACGCCAAUUACGGUGACAUCGUGCCCGGCGCGUGCCAAUUCCUCGGCGACUAUGCAGUAGAUCAGCAUAUGCGAUAUGGAGUAGGAAGUGAAGACGCCCAGUAUGCGUGCGGUGGCGUGGAGUGAUUGCGGCGCCUGGAUUAAGAAGCAGGUAAGCACUGUUAUUGAGAAAUGUGGAAAUUUUUUG
Rhagoletis zephyria (snowberry fruit fly) is the source of this 885-nucleotide messenger RNA. RefSeq lists its product as uncharacterized. NCBI's taxonomy places the organism in Eukaryota, Metazoa, Arthropoda, Insecta, Diptera, Tephritidae. The record is from RefSeq and is a predicted model, not a curated record.